Rhopilema esculentum is the source of this 4039-nucleotide messenger RNA. Its product is annotated as superkiller complex protein 2-like. The record is from RefSeq and is a predicted model, not a curated record. Gene Ontology annotation, molecular function: RNA helicase activity; RNA binding; ATP binding. Lineage: Eukaryota; Metazoa; Cnidaria; Scyphozoa; Rhizostomeae; Rhizostomatidae. Gene Ontology annotation, biological process: nuclear-transcribed mRNA catabolic process, 3'-5' exonucleolytic nonsense-mediated decay. Gene Ontology annotation, cellular component: Ski complex.
GUGGUGCAAUUUUAUUUAUUUGUCAAUGACGUAAUGCUUUGUUGGCAAGUUGCAUCAUUCCUGUUCUCAGAAUGUUUUGUAAACGAGGCUGAUUGUGUUAACGAGACUUUGCAGUUAUGGCCGAAGAUUUUGAGAGUUUGGCAAAUUACAAAAUUGCAAAUUAUGAUGUGUUACCAGAGGAACUUGACUUUGAUAUUCUUGAGUUUGGAGUUGAUGGGGAUCUAGAGGUGGUUGCAAAGAGAAGAGAUGGACUAAACCCACCGUGCACUCUGCCUGCUAGUUUGCCUGAGCUUUUCCCAGAUACAAAAGAUGAACUGGAAGAUUUUCUGCUUCAUCCAGAAAAACUGCAAAUACAUGAUUACCAAAAAUCUCAGAGGUUCUGGGAGAGAGAAAGAGACCCAGAGACAUUAUUCAGACAUGAAGCAACACAAAAUAGUUACUCUCUGGAGAUGGAGAGAGACGUAAAAACAGGAGCUUGCAAAGGAUACAAAGAGAUUUCUCUAUUAGAUGUUGGACUUACAGCCAGAAAUUCAAUGUCAUUCCAUCGACAGCCAGGGGCUCUAUCAGGGUCAGUCAAAGGCGAGCCAUCAAAUUACCCAUUUAUGCCAGGUGGCUUUACUUUUGAAACAAUGGCCAGAAAUAUGCCUGACAUUAAAGAAGAUGAGAUUGGCCUAGAAGGAGAUCUCCUUGAUUUACCCCCAGGUUUCGUAGAGCCAAUCAAGUUUGAUUUUACGCAAAAAGCAGAUUCACCUUCAUCCGAAGAUACUAGCUUGGCAACUAAUGUCUUCAAUAUCAAUGACAUUUUCUCCGGUGAACUAGUCCUUGGAGACUUAGAUGUAAACGAGGCUGAUAGUAGUGAUCAAAAGGAAGAGAGCAAUCAGCAAGAAUUAGGACAAACUGUAGGAGAGCAAAAACUGGAUGAUACUGCAAACUUGGAUGAAGACGUAUUGCAGGUUUCAGAGAUCGUCAAAAAGCCUCCAGAAUCAGAGAAAAAUAAGGAAGAAUGGGCUAUGAUUGAGAAUACAGAACACAGUGUGGACGAUUUUCACAGGCUUGUCCCAGAUAUGGCCCAUAAAUUUCCCUUCGAACUGGAUAAUUUCCAGAAGCAGGCAGUACUUCACUUAGAACAUCACGAAUGUGUCUUUGUUGCUGCACAUACGUCAGCAGGAAAGACAGUAGUUGCAGAGUAUGCCAUUGCAUUGGCACAAAGACACAUGACCAAAGCAAUAUAUACAUCUCCAAUUAAAGCAUUAUCGAAUCAAAAGUUUAGAGACUUCAAGAACACUUUCUCAGAUGUUGGUAUUUUGACGGGCGAUGUGCAAAUACGACCCGAUGCUUCCUGCCUCGUUAUGACCACUGAAAUUCUCAGAUCCAUGUUAUAUAACGGAUCUGACGUGAUAAGAGAUAUAGAGUGGGUGAUAUUUGAUGAAGUUCAUUACAUAAACGAUGCAUCGCGUGGUGUUGUAUGGGAAGAAGUGCUGAUUAUGCUUCCUGAUCACGUUGGCAUCGUGUUGUUGUCUGCAACUGUGCCGAAUACGUAUGAAUUCGCUGAUUGGAUAGGGAGGACCAAGCGAAAGAAAAUCUACGUCAUAAGUACUUACAAAAGGCCAGUGCCUUUGGAACAUCACCUUUUCACUGGCAACAGCACGAAGACAACGAAUGAGCUAUUUUUGCUGGUUGAUUCACAUGGAAAAUUUGAGAAGCGAGGCUAUCAAGCCGCAGGAGAUGCUCUAAAAAGCCGCGCAAAGAAAGGCAAGGAGGCCUAUGGGCCUAAGGGUGGCAAAAUGGGGAAUCCGAAACAGGACCGCAGUGUGUGGCAAGCUGUCCUCGACAUGUUAAAGAAGAAAAGCCAGCUUCCGGUUGUCGCUUUCACAUUUUCCAGGAAACAAUGUGACAAUAACGCCAACCAGCUGACUUCGGUUGACCUCACUACGAACGUCGAAAAAGACAUUCACGUUUUCGUCAAGAAAUGUAUCAGCAGAUUGAAGGGCUCAGAUAAGCAAUUACCACAGGUACUUUGGAUGGGGAGUCUUUUGAAUCGAGGGAUUGGUGUGCACCACAGUGGAAUAUUACCGAUUCUAAAAGAAAUGGUUGAGAUGCUUUUUCAAAAAGGUCUUGUCAAGUUGCUUUUUGCCACGGAGACAUUUGCCAUGGGUGUGAACAUGCCUGCAAGGACGGUUAUCUUCGAUUCAAUUCGAAAACAUGAUGGACAGGGCUUUAGAGAUUUGCUGCCAAGCGAAUAUACCCAAAUGGCUGGACGCGCUGGAAGAAGGGGCCUGGACUCUACUGGCUUAGUUAUAAUAUUGUGUAAAAACGAUGUACCGGAAAUGGCUGAUUUACAUAAGAUGAUGAUGGGAAAAGCCACCCUUCUUCAGUCACGUUUCCGACUAACGUACUCUAUGAUACUGAACCUUCUUCAAGUCGAGCAACUCACCAUGGAGGACAUGAUGAAACGAAGCUUUGCAGAAUUUUCCCACCAGAAAGAGACACCUGAGUUCACUAAAAGGAGAGAGGCUCUAGAACAGCAGAUCAAUAAUCACAUUGAACUCGAAUGCCCAAUUUGUGCCACGGAUUUGAAGCAGUACUACUUCGAUUGGAAAGAAUUUCAUAAAAUGAAGAGGCAGUUACAGAGUUUUAUUUUGACAUCACAAGCGGGAAUGCGUGCAUUGACCCCAGGACGCGUUUUAGUUAUCGCAAACAAUCGCUUUCAUAACUCACUGGCAGUUUUGUUACAACAAGGUAAUUUAAAGCAGCGCCUGGAGAUCUCAAAAGAUCCUCUUGACAAACUGUUUACUGUUCUUGUGUUGACUUCAAUGGAAAAUGAAAAAACAGAUACUCAGGACGAUCUCAGGCCUACCGCUGCAGAUGCAGUGAAGAACCCUGUGAUAUCGAGACAGCUUUCGAUACCAGUUGGUGCUGCCUGUCAAAUUGUUGAAGAAGUCCGUGGAAGUGAUAUAGCGUAUAUCACCACAAAACAAAUUAAAACCGACCCAACACGAAUUAUGGAAGACCACAAAAAAAGACAGAUACCAAGAUUCAGGGAUGAUCCUCCAUCUGAAACGACAGUAACUGCUGGUCAAGAGCUUCUGCGGAUGACCGAUUCAAAUCCUGGAGGAAUUACCUUUAUGGAUGCCAUAAAAGAUUUUAACAUGAAGUAUUUGGACGUUGUUGAAAAAGUGAAGCGAAUUAAGCAAAUAGAGGAGAUCAUUAAUUCUUGUCAAUGCAUUCAAUGUCCUCAGUUUUUAGAACAUUUUUCUCAAGUAAGGAAUAAAAUGGAAUUAAAGGAUGAACUCCAGCGAGUUAAGUACCUCCUCUCGAAUGAAAGUCUAGAGCUAUUACCAGAAUAUCAACAAAGAAUAGAGGUUCUCAAGACACUGCGAUACAUUAAUAAGGACCAGAUUCUGAAGUUGAAAGGGCGCGUAGCUCGUGGAAUCAGCAACAAUGAAUUAAUGAUAACAGAACUGGUGUUUGAUAAUCAGUUGACUCACCACAAGCCAACUGAAAUCGUCGCUCUGCUAUCUUGCUUUGUUUGUGAAGUGAAAAAGUCCAGUGAACCAGAACUGACAGAAACCCUAAAAGAGGGUGUGCAAGUGAUCAAGAAAUGUGCAAAGGCUCUUGCUCAGAUCCAAAAGGACUGUGGGAUGUCCUUAACAGAGGAAGAAUAUGUAGAGUCGUUUCGCUUUGGAUUGGUGCAAGUUGUUUAUGAAUGGGCAAGGGGGAUACCCUUCAAAGAGAUAACAGAACUCACUGAUAUUCCCGAAGGUAUAAUUGUUCGCUGUAUCCAACGACUUGAUGAGAUCUGUCGUGACGUUAAGGCUGCAGCACGUAUAAUCGGUGAUCCGGUGUUGGUAGACAAGAUGGAACAGGGCUCAAGUCUUAUCAAAAGAGACAUUGUAUUUACUGGAAGUCUUUAUACUAGUUGAUUUUUAAAUGCCUAGGAUUUCUUAAACUGAAUUGUAGCUAGAUAUGAAUAUAUUCACGAAAUCGUUAUUUUGAAGAUAAGCCUCGAAAUCUUAAAAUAUUCUGGACGGGCGUUUAU